AUGCCCCUAACCCCGCACGCCCGCUCGACCUACCGCGCCCUCCUCCGCGAACACCCGCGCCGCUCCCUCCCAAAAACAAACCCAACCGCUACAACCCCCCUCCACGCCCGCCUCCGCGACCACUUCCGUGCCACCGCGGCAACGCCGCAAUUCACAAACGUCGCGACAAACCCAAACACACAUGAGACGGAAGAAUGGGAGAAGAUGAAGGGACGGUUGCAGGAGGCGGAGCAGUUGGCGGUUUAUGCGAGGGCGCAGAGGACGUAUGCGACGCUGUUGGAACGGUAUAAUCCUGGGAUGAGCAUGGAUGAGGAGGAGAGGAUUAGGCUUACGGCUAGGAGGGUGGGGUGGGAUUUACCGGUUGUUGGUGGGGGAGAAAAAUGA
Messenger RNA from Aspergillus chevalieri, 384 nucleotides. RefSeq names its product LYR motif-containing protein. The transcript has a single exon. Lineage: Eukaryota; Fungi; Ascomycota; Eurotiomycetes; Eurotiales; Aspergillaceae. Gene Ontology annotation, cellular component: mitochondrial matrix. The record is from RefSeq and is a predicted model, not a curated record. The coding region runs from base 1 to 384 and encodes 127 amino acids. Gene Ontology annotation, biological process: mitochondrial proton-transporting ATP synthase complex assembly.